AAAUAGGGCACAGUAAUUGGCAAUUUGAAUAGAGUGGGCAAUUUAUUUCCCGCCAACGCCCUUCUCUCUUUUGAUUUUCCAAAUUCCAAUCUACACCCACUCGCUUCUCUUCUCUUCUCCAAGUUCCACCCUUUUCCCCUCCGAGUCGACUCGUUCCGGCGCCAAUGGACCCGCACGCCGAGUCCGCACCCGACUCAGCAACUCGCGGCUCCUCUCGCCCCAGGCUCUUCAUAAAGGAGAUGGUCAUGCGCAACUUCAAGUCCUACGCCGGCGAACAGCGCGUCGGUCCCUUCCACAAGAGUUUCUCCGCUGUGGUGGGACCCAACGGGAGCGGGAAGAGCAACGUCAUUGACGCGAUGCUGUUUGUGUUUGGGAAGCGAGCCAAGCAGAUGCGGCUGAACAAAGUUUCGGAGCUAAUACACAAUUCCACCAAUCACCAGAAUUUGGAUAGUGCGGGGGUGUCUGUUCAUUUUCAAGAGAUUGUGGAUUUGGAUGAUGGAACUUAUGAGGCUGUUCCAGGAAGUGAUUUUGUGAUUACCAGAGUGGCUUUCCGUGAUAACUCCUCAAAGUAUUACAUUAAUGAUCGCACGAGUAACUUUACGGAAGUAACCAAGAAACUGAAAGGGAAAGGUGUUGACCUUGACAAUAAUAGGUUUCUAAUACUUCAGGGUGAAGUUGAACAGAUUUCACUUAUGAAACCCAAAGCUCAAGGACCUCACGAUGAAGGUUUUCUAGAAUAUCUAGAAGAUAUCAUUGGAACCAACAAAUAUGUGGAAAAGAUUGAUGAAUCUCAUAAACUGUUAGAAUCCCUGAAUGAGAAAAGAUCUGGGGUGGUACAAAUGGUUAAGCUAUCUGAGAAAGAAAGAGACAGCUUGGAGGAUGUGAAGAAUGAAGCAGAAGCAUACAUGCUCAAGGAGUUGUCUCUGUUGAAAUGGCAAGAGAAAGCCACAAAGUUGGCCCUUGAUGAUACGAGUGGAAAAACGGAUGAGUUACAAGGGAAUGUUGCUACUCUAGAAGAAAAUCUCAAGGCAGAAAGGGAUAAAAUACAAGAAAGUAAACAAACUCUCAAAGAGCUUGAAACUAAGCACAACAAUUAUGUGAAAAGACAAGAGGAGUUAGAUAAUGAUAUGAGGAAGUGCAAGGAAGAGUUCAAGGAGUUUGAGAGGCAGGAUGUUAAAUAUCGGGAGGAUUUUAAGCACGUGAAUCAGAAGAUCAAAAAGCUGGAGGAUAAACUAGAAAAGGAUUCAUCAAAAAUUGAAGCACUUGUAAAAGAGGGCGAGGAAUCAACUGAUCUGAUACCAAAACUUGAGGACAAUAUCCCAAAACUGCAAAAGUUGUUGCUUGAUGAGGAGAAGGUCUUGGAAGAAAUCACAGAGAGUUCCAAAGUUGAAACCGAGAAAUACCGUUCUGAGCUUGCUAAAGUUCGUGCUGAGCUUGAACCUUGGGAAAAAGAUUUGAUUGAGCACAAGGGAAAACUUGAAGUUGCAUGUACAGAGACCAAGCUUCUAAAUGAAAAGCAUGAAGGUGCUUCUGAAGCUUUUAAAGAUGCUCAAAAGCAGAUGAAAAGCAUAUCAGAAACAAUCAAAUCGAAAACUGCCAGCAUUUCUCAAAUCAAGAGUGAUAUAGAAAAGAGUAAGCAUGAAGCUUCAGAAGCUCACCAAAUUGAAGAAGGAUGUAUCAAAGAGCAAGAUGAAUUGAUUCCUCUUGAACAAAGUGCUAGACAGAAGGUUGCAGAACUGAAGUCUGUUCUAGAUUCUGAGAAGAGUCAGGGAUCAGUUCUAAAGGCAAUUCUGAAAGCUAAGGAAACAAGACAAAUAGAAGGAAUAUAUGGCCGCAUGGGUGAUUUAGGUGCUAUUGAUGCAAAGUAUGAUGUUGCAAUAUCAACAGCAUGUCCUGGACUUGAUUAUAUUGUGGUGGAAACAACAAAUGCAGCUCAAGCAUGUGUUGAGUUACUGCGUAGAGAGAAUCUUGGCGUUGCUACUUUCAUGAUAUUGGAGAAGCAAGUUGACCUUCUUCCAAUGUUGAGAAAGAAUGUGAGCACUCCAGAGGGGGUUCCACGCCUUUUUGAUUUAGUGAAAGUUCAAGAUGAAAGAAUGAAGCUUGCUUUCUUUGCAGCACUUAGAAACACUGUGGUUGCUAAAGAUCUUGAUCAGGCAACACGUAUAGCAUAUGGUGGUAACAAUGAGUUUCGUCGAGUUGUUACUCUUGAUGGUGCGCUCUUUGAAAAAUCUGGAACAAUGAGUGGUGGGGGUAGUAAGCCCCGUGGUGGGAAGAUGGGAACAUCUAUUCGAGCAGCAAGUGUGUCUGUAGAAAGUGUUGCAAAUGCUGAGAAAGAGUUGUCUAGGUUGACUGAUAAAUUGAAUGACAUUCGCCAAAGAAUUAUGGCUGCUGCGCAACGUUAUCAGGCCUCAGAAAAAGCUGUUGCCGCUUUAGAAAUGGAAUUAGCUAAAUGUCAGAAGGAGGUUGACAGUUUAAAUUCACAAUAUAAUUAUAUUGAGAAACAACUUGAUUCCCUUGAGGCAGCAUCAACACCACAGGAGGAUGAGCUUGACAGAUUGAAAGAGCUGAAGAAGAUUGUUUCUGCAGAAGAAAAGGAGAUUAAUAGACUUACUAAUGGAUCUAAACAACUGAAGGAAAAGGCUUUGGAGCUCCAGCGAAAUUUAGAAAAUGUUGGGGGUGAAAAAUUAAAAUCUCAGAAGUCAAAGGUCCAGAAAAUUCAGUCUGAUAUUGAUAAGAACAAUUCAGAAAUAAACCGUCACAAGGUCCAAAUAGAGACGGGACAAAAGAUGGUGAAAAAAUUAACUAAAGGAAUCGAGGAUUCAAAGAAGGAGAAAGACCGGCUCAUUGAGCAAAAGGAGAAGUUAUCAGCAUCCUUUAAAGAAAUAGAACAGAAAGCAUUUGCAGUUCAAGAGAAUUAUAAAAAAACCCAAGAGAUGAUUGAAAAACAUAUGAUUGUCUCUGAGGAAGCAAAAUCUGAGUACAAUAAGAUGAAAAAAGCAAUGGAUGAAUUACGUGCAUCUGAGGUUGAUGCUGACUUUAAAUUAAAAGACAUGAAGAAAGCAUACAAAGAAUUGGAAAUGAAGGAGAAAGGUUACAAGAAAAGACUAGAUGAAUUGCAAACUGCUAUUUACAAGCAUCUUGAACAAAUUCAGGCAGAUCUAGUGGAUCAAGAAAAGCUACAAGCUACUUUGGCUGAUGAGCAUCUUAAUGCUGAUUGUGACCUGAAAAAGGCCUGUGAAAUGGUCGCUCUGCUUGAAGCACAACUGAAGGAGAUGAAUCCAAAUCUUGAUUCAAUUUCAGAAUAUCGAAAGAAGGUAUCUUUGUACAAUGAGCGAGUUGAAGAACUUAAUGCAGUCACUCAAGAGCGGGAUGACAUAAAGAAGCAGUAUGAUGAAUGGAGAAAGAAGAGAUUGGAUGAGUUUAUGGAAGGAUUUAAUGCCAUAUCUUUAAAGUUAAAGGAAAUGUAUCAGAUGAUUACCCUUGGAGGUGAUGCUGAACUUGAGCUUGUGGAUUCUUUAGAUCCUUUCUCUGAAGGUGUUGUGUUCAGUGUCAGACCACCAAAGAAAAGCUGGAAAAACAUUGCAAAUUUAUCCGGUGGUGAAAAGACUCUUAGCUCGUUGGCUCUUGUAUUCGCCCUUCAUCAUUACAAACCCACCCCACUUUAUGUAAUGGAUGAAAUUGAUGCUGCCCUUGACUUCAAGAAUGUAUCUAUCGUGGGGCAUUACGUGAAAGACAGGACCAAGGACGCUCAAUUCAUAAUCAUUAGUCUUCGGAACAAUAUGUUUGAAUUGGCUGAUCGGCUUGUUGGGAUAUAUAAAACUGAUAAUUGCACAAAGAGCAUUACUAUCAAUCCGGGUAGUUUUGUGGUAUGCGAAAAGGCUGCUUGAUGGAGUUGUCAACGUUUUGUUGAUGCUAAUUUCAAUAUUUAUUAGUCUCUUCUAUUGUACCAGUUUGAUCUUGCAUGUAAUCCUAAUUCUUAUUAACUUAUUAGUGUCUUAUAUGUUGUAUAUAAACUUAUGUUAUGGGGGUCUGUCUUUAUUGUAGCAUGCACAUAAUUGAAAAAUAUUUGUAAUUAGUCUUAUCUGUUUUACAAGCAUAUCUCUUGUUUUAUUUUAUGAUA
Cajanus cajan (pigeon pea) is the source of this 4120-nucleotide messenger RNA. RefSeq names its product structural maintenance of chromosome 3 (gene SMC3). Gene Ontology annotation, cellular component: condensin complex; chromosome. Gene Ontology annotation, molecular function: protein binding; ATP hydrolysis activity; ATP binding. The record is from RefSeq and is a predicted model, not a curated record. Gene Ontology annotation, biological process: mitotic chromosome condensation. NCBI's taxonomy places the organism in Eukaryota, Viridiplantae, Streptophyta, Magnoliopsida, Fabales, Fabaceae.